Messenger RNA from Nelumbo nucifera (sacred lotus), 2830 nucleotides. RefSeq names its product Tetratricopeptide repeat (TPR)-like superfamily protein. NCBI's taxonomy places the organism in Eukaryota, Viridiplantae, Streptophyta, Magnoliopsida, Proteales, Nelumbonaceae. The record is from RefSeq and is a predicted model, not a curated record. Gene Ontology annotation, biological process: RNA modification. Gene Ontology annotation, molecular function: RNA binding; protein binding; zinc ion binding.
CUUAAUAAGAAAAACACAACAAAGCUUGAAUUUUGUUUGGAGUUCUUUUCUGUGUCAGAUUUCUAUCCCUUGUUGAAUAUAUGCAGCCGAUGUGGAACCAUUUUGGGCCAUGUUUGGUUUGAUAGAAAAUAAGCGAGAAAAAGGCAGAUUUCUAUCCGGUUUUGAAUUAUUGAAUAUAUAUUGGCAAACAUUCAAAUCCCUGGCGUGUCAUCUGUCACAUGCCACGCCUAUUGGAUAAUGCAAAGAAGUCCCAACAAGGGUGCGUUUGGCCUCACCAGAUUUUGGAAUUUCUUCGUAAAUAUAAAUGUUGAAGCUUCAUCUCAGCUCUCCCCGUAUGGUCUAGCUGUUACAACUCCUCACUUCGAUCGAGACGCCUACGUUUCUCUUCUUCGUCAAUGUGUGGAGGGAAAAUGUAUUGCCCAAAUCAGAAAUGUUCAUCUCCACAUGAUCAAAUCCGGUUUUCCUCUCCUCAGUUUAGGCAAUAAGCUCGUUGAUGCUUACCUCAAAUGUGGGGGCCUCGAUGAUGCCCGCAGACUGUUCGACGAGAUGCCCCAACGGCACAUUGUCACUUGGAAUUCUAUCAUUUCGGCUUACAUUCGCCAGAGAAGAAGCACAGAAGCUGUAAUGCUCUACGAGAGGAUGCUCGUAGAUGGAGUUAUAGCUGAUGAGUUUACGUACUCUAGUGUUUUCAGGGCGUUCUCCGAUCUUGGUCUUCUGCGUGAAGGUCGUAAAGCUCAUGGGCGGUUGGUGGUUUUAGGGUUAGAGGCCUCGAACGUCUAUGUUGGUAGUGCCCUCGUGGAUAUGUACGCUAAGUUUGGGAAGUUGAGGGAUGCCCAUUUAGUCUCGGAACGAGUUUUGGAGAAAGACGUGGUUUUGCUGACGGCUUUGAUUGUCGGUUACACCCAAAACGGAGGAGACGCUAAAGCUCUAGAUGUUUUUGCGAGCAUGGUCAAGGACGGUAUCAAGCCUAACGAAUUCACUUUUGCAAGCAUCUUGAUUGCUUGCGGAAAUUUAGAGGAUGUGCAGAGGGGGAAGUCAAUACACUGUCAUGUUAUUAAAUCCGGAUUUGAGGACAAAGUUUCUUCGCAAACUUCGUUAGUCGCAAUGUAUUCCAAAUGUGGCUUAAUUGAUGAUUCUUUGAAGGUUUUUGAUCGGUCUAUCAAUGCAAAUCAGGUUACAUGGACAGCUCAGAUCGCAGGUCUUGUUCAAAAUGGUAGAGAGGAGUCAGCUCUGUUGAUGUUACGCCAGAUGUUACGUAGCUCAACAAACCCAAAUGCUUUUACCUUAUCUACUGCUCUUCGGGCAUGUUCAAGCCUUGCUAUGUUUGAACAAGGGAAGCAAGUCCAUUCCCUGGUCAUGAAAUCUGGACUGGACACAGACAGAUUUACAGUAGCUGCACUUGUAGAUAUGUAUGGGAAAUGUGGGUGUGUCGAAACAGCUAGAUUGGUUUUUGAUGGUUUGGUUGAACUCGAUGUGGUGGUUGUAAACUCCAUGAUCUACAGUUUUGCCCAAGGUGGAUAUGGACAUGAAGCGCUCAAAUUAUUUGAUAGGAUGCCUGAUUUGGGACUUCAUCCAAAUGAUGUCACAUAUGUCAAUGCUCUCUCUGCCUGCAGCAAUUCAGGGUUGCUUGAGGAAGGCCAUAGGAUCUUCUCUUCCAUCCAUAGCAACCCUAGAAUUGAACUGUCGAUAGAUCACUAUACUUCCAUGGUUGAUCUUCUGGGACGUGCUGGAAGACUUGAAGAGGCCGAAAAAUUAAUUAUGCAAGUAAAAAAUCCAGACGUGGUUCUGUGGAGGACAUUGCUUAGUGCCUGUAGAAUUCAUGGGGAAGCUGAGAUGGCAAGAAGAGCUGCAAAUUGUGUGCUUGAGCUUGAUCCAGGGGAUGAGGGGACUCACGUCCUGUUGUCAAAUAUCUAUGCCUCAGCUGGCAAUUGGAGUGAAGUGGUGAAGAUGAAAAGCACAAUGAGGGAAUUGAGAUUGAAGAAGAACCCUGCAAUGAGUUGGGUUGUGGCUAAUGAGGAGGUACAUACAUUCAUGGCUGGAGACUGGUCCCACCCACGGUCUAUGGAGAUCUAUGCAAUGAUAGAGGAAGUGAUGGUGAAGAUAAAGGUUAUGGGCUAUGUACCAGAUACGAGAUUUGUGUUGCAGGACUUGGCUGAGAAUGAGAAGGAGAAGUCACUGUCUCAUCACAGUGAAAAGCUUGCAAUAGCUUUUGCACUGCUCAGCAGCAGCAAUGGGAAAACUUGUAUCAGGAUUUUCAAGAACCUUCGGGUUUGCGGGGAUUGUCAUACUUGGAUAAAAUUUGUCUCUAGGAUUGUUGGAAGAGAGAUAAUUGCUAGAGAUGCAAAGAGAUUCCAUCAUUUCAAGGAUGGCUUCUGUUCUUGUGGAGAUUAUUGGUGACCUUCAGAGAUUCCAUCAUUUUAAGAUCUCUUCUGAGCCCUUGAUCUGUGCAGUGACCAUCUCAACCAAUUAAUUAUCCAUCAACCCUUUGCUCAGGAGCACCUUAAUGAUUGAUAACACCUACUUUACGAGUCAUGGCCAAGACUGAAACGUCUAGAUGAUUUAGUGCCUAAAAUUGACCAACAUCCAAUCGACCAUUGUCUAAGUCGUAAUCAAAUUGGUUGGCAAAUAUUUCCAUGGUUUGGUUAUUGAUUUAUACAAUUUUGCUGCAGUCUGCCGUAGUUUUAUUUGAUUAGAUAGAAGAAAACAUUACCAAAAGAAAAGGAGUUUUUUUUCCUUGUGUUCUCAAGUAAAUUUUCAUUUCUUAUUUAUGGCGAUGUUACAUAGAAAAGGAGAAUACAAAGAUGUGGGGGUGAAUUGGUUUGGACCUCAA